CUGAGAGUUUGAGACAUAUGCACAUACAUACAUAAGCAGAAAGGAGAUCCGGCGGGCCAACAGAUGAUACCCACAGGCGCCUGCCUCCCUGAGUUCUGAGUCUAACCUCACGAUACCAUAUGCACGGCACCAGACGUGUAGAUCUUAAAUAAAUAAAAAAAGAAAAUAUGUACUUAAAAAAAAAAAAAAAGGCCAAUUGAUAAAUCUUCGUCCUAUACUCCUUGAACGAAAUUAAUCAGGAUCCAUUCUAUUAGACCUCUUUCACAUUCUGCAAAUCUGCGUCCAUCCAUGGAACCAACUUAAUUAGAUCAUAUUAAGGAAGUAAAUGAAGAUCCAAUACUACUCCCAGGCCGAUGCAAGUCCAGGAAAAAAAAGGAAAAAGGAUAACAUGAACAUGAUUUAAACCCUCUGACGCGAAACUCAUGUCAUGGCCAUCAAAAGUUCAAAAUGCCUUUUGAGAGAGAGAGAGAGCACAAAAUGGGGAAUAAACAGCCACUUAUCCCUAAUAAUCCGGCUAUAAGCAUUAGCACUGCUGCUAUCAUUCCUUCACUGUCUUUUUUUGGCAGAUGGUGUCCUGUCAAAGAAACUGUAUUCUCAGAUGUUCUAUUAAAGCAAAGAAAUGCAAACUUCCCAUUCUCUCCACUCCACCUCAUGCUUAUGCAGGAGGCUCUCUUCGUUUUCCAGUGCGACAAAUUCAGAGAUCCUGAUCAGCUCUCGCAAACACACACACACACACCCCGUCUCCUCUCUCUCUCUCUCUCUCUCUCUCUCGGGUUUCUCAAGCAAACCACUGUCCCUUUUUUUUUUUUUUUUUCCUUCUGACCAAACCAGUGUCGUUCCCAUACUCUAUUCAUAUUUCAUACUCACACCACCAAAUCUCUCUUCUACUAUAGCCACUUCUACCGUUCUGCUCUGCUGCUGCUUCGAUUACAACCACCACGACCAACACCAAGAAUAUAACAGCAACAGCAGCAGAGUAGUAGUGAGAGCUAGUGAGAUGCCAAGUUCAAUGGGUACUUUGUCCCAUGAAGAGGAGGAAGAGGACCCAACAGAUCCCAACAACCAGAAUCAGAUUCCUUUAGCAUCACACAGCCACUUACCCUCUGGUCCAUCUAACCAGAACACGCGGCAACUUUUGAUCCGCUGCGCCGAGCUAGUAUCACUAUCUGAUUGGACCGCCGCUCAACGCCUAGUCUCCAUCAUCUCCUCCAACGCUUCCCCUUACGGCGAUUCCACUGAGAGAUUGGUGCACCAGUUCGCCAGGGCCCUUUCCUUCCGCCUGAAUCGGCGCCCCUUAAGCCACAAUUUGUUGAUGCUGCCAACAACGGCCACCACCACAGCUGCCUCCAUUUCAGUCACCACCGCCACCCCAACUCCUCACCAUCAUCACCAAACGAGAACCGGAGGUAGUGGUGAUUUUUGGGUGCACGGCUGCGCUGGUGGUGAUGGUGGUGGUGGUGGUGUUGCUCAAGACUUGGACAUGGAAUUGGAGUUCAACUGGGAGGCGGUGGAAUCGUCAUAUCUCUACCUCAACCAAAUCACGCCCUUCAUAAGGUUCAGCCACCUCACCGCCAAUCAAGCCAUCUUAGAAGCUACAGAAGGCCAAGAAUGCAUCCACAUCCUAGAUUUCGACACCAUGCAAGGAUUACAAUGGCCUCCAUUAAUGCAGGCAAUCGCCGAGAGGCACCGCCGUUCAUUUUCUUCUACUUCGACUUCUUCGAGGGAGGAGGAGCCAUCGUCAAAUCCCAGCACCAUGGCGCCCACUCCCACACCCAUGAUCCGAAUCACAGGUACCGGCCAAGACUUGAGCAUCCUCCGAAGAACCGGUGACCGUCUCCAGAAAUUUGCCCAUUCCUUGGGCCUCAGAUUUCAUUUCCGCCCACUGCUCAUCGAGGGCCCCACGUCCUCCUCGUAUUACUCCCCGUCAUCCUCUUGGGUUGCCGCCAUGGCUGCCCACCUCCCCUCCGCCGUCCCUCUCAUGCCCAACGAGGCCCUCGCUGUCAAUUGCGUGCACUUCUUAAACAGGCUUCUCAGGGACGACAACGAUAACGACGCCACCCGUCUUAUCCUGCGUGCCAUCAAAGCCUUGAACCCCAGGGUUGUCACCGUCGCAGAAAGGGAGGCCAGCCACAAUCAACCCUUCUUGAAGAGGUUCGUGCAGGCUCUGGACCACUACACUGCCAUCUUCGACUCCCUCGAAGCGACGUUGCCCCCCAACAGCCGCGAGAGGCUUACGGUGGAGCAGGUAUGGUUCGGGAGGGAGAUCCUGGACGUGGUGGCCACGGAUGGAGACCAGCGGAGGCAGCGCCACGAGAGGUUCGAAACUUGGGUGGAGUUGCUGACAAGCUCGGGCUUCUCCAGCCUCCCCUUGAGCCCUUACGCCUUGUCGCAGGCUAAGCUCCUCCUCCGCCUCCAUUACCCAUCUGAAGGCUAUCAGCUGCAAAUACUGAAUGGCUCCUUCUUUCUGGGUUGGCAACAUCAACCACUCUUCUCUGUCUCCUCCUGGCACUAAAAUAAGGAAAGUGGAGAAGAGGCCAGGAACUUUUUUCAUUUUCCCCCUCAAUUUCAAGAGUAUCUUCCUAUUACCCUACUUAUUAGAUUAGUUGAGUCGGAGGGUCAAUGGAAGCACAGCAGCAAUACUGAUGCAUCAUCUCCCGCAGUACAAUACUCACUGAUCGAUCGAUCGAUCACUUUGUUCAUAUUACAGAUUAACAAACACUUUGGUAACUACCGCAAAACAAAGAACUUCUCUUAUUUAUCGCCGUUCUCCUUGUUCCUAAAACCCUAAACUCUACUACUUCACUAGACAAUGCGAUUCUUCUUCUUCUUCUUCUUCUCUCAACCUCUAAACUAGCAAGCUAUCAAGCAUGUAUGCAUAAAGUCGCAUGAAUCUGUACGUCUCCUGCUAAAUUCUGGUUUUUGCAGCCAUUCUUCAUUCUCAGCCUAUAUACCAAACUGGCAACUUUCGCCUCAUAUACCUCAAUACCCCGUGUAGGGCACCUUCCCAUGCUUACCAAAAAAACAAAAAAUAAAAAUAAAAAAGAACUCAUGCAGCUUCCCGUGCGAUGACUAAUUUUUGUGUCUCCUCCUCUUACUGCUACUAAUAAUGAUGAUGAUGAGUGCUACCUUUUUUGUUUUUCUUUUGAUAGUUUACUCUAUCUAGUCUAGUGAUUCUUGGUUUGGGUUGUGCCUUUUCGUUUCUCUCCCA
Messenger RNA from Macadamia integrifolia, 3208 nucleotides. RefSeq names its product scarecrow-like protein 18. The transcript has a single exon. NCBI's taxonomy places the organism in Eukaryota, Viridiplantae, Streptophyta, Magnoliopsida, Proteales, Proteaceae. Gene Ontology annotation, cellular component: nucleus. Bases 620 to 2512 code for a protein of 630 amino acids. Gene Ontology annotation, molecular function: DNA-binding transcription factor activity; sequence-specific DNA binding. Gene Ontology annotation, biological process: meristem initiation; regulation of DNA-templated transcription. The record is from RefSeq and is a predicted model, not a curated record.